Messenger RNA from Candidula unifasciata, 637 nucleotides. Lineage: Eukaryota; Metazoa; Mollusca; Gastropoda; Stylommatophora; Geomitridae. The record is from the annotation of a GenBank genome assembly.
UGAUUUUCCGAAGUUCAAGUGGCAAGUCACUGUUGGCGAAAUCAGUUUGAAGAAGGAAGACCCAGGGGAGCAAGUGUUUGAGGUGGAAAACAUAUAUAAUCAUGAGCUGUAUGGAAAAAAACAAUUUGACUACGAUGUAGCGUUAAUCAAGAUUAAACCUUCGUACGACGGCCGUGGUAUCCAAUUCAGCCGUUUUGUCCACAACGUCUGCAUUGUUCGAUAUGCUGCUCCUCCAGUCAACACCCAGCUGCUAAUUUCUGGAUGGGGAGGACUCGAAAAACAACCAUCUGGUAACACUCCAGAUGUCCUGCAAUUCGCCUCUGUACCCCUCCUUGAUCAACGAGCAUGUGAACAGAAGCACCCCUACAUGAUCACAGACCGCAUGUUCUGUGCUGGCUAUCCAGAUAAAGAGAUUAGUGUUUGUCAAGGGGAUAGUGGUGGACCUCUUGUGUAUAAAACUGAAGAAGACAACAUCCUGUAUGGAAUAACAUCCUGGGGUGUUGGAUGCGCUAUACCUGACGUACCUGCUGUCUUUGCACGGGUGGCUGCAGUUUAUGACUGGAUUAGGAACGUGACACAGUUCAACAGUGACAACAUUAACCAGACUAGGAUUAAUUGCAUGAAAAAUUGGAUAUAA